UUCAAAACAACGUCGGGGCAAGUUUGACUGUUUUGAAGUGAAGGCUAGCUUGACUGCUGUACCCAGUCCUAGAAGGAGUGAGCAACAUGAAGGCGUAGACAGCACAUCCCAUUUAAAGGUGCAAUAGCUGACCUGCCAAGCUCUUAACCAUACGGUGAUAAAAACAUAAAUAUGUCAAUGGCUGUUAUACUAAUGCGCGUGUGUGUUUGUGGCGCACGUCAGUUUACAAGGCAGGUUGCGUCACCUUUUUCCGGGAUUAAGCACCGCUCUACCUCUCAUAACUGAAAGGAGAUGGGACUUCAAAUCCUGCUGUACUGGCCAAAUAUUAUUGGAUACUUCAGGAUUGGCCUUGUGUUUGCUGCCUGGGCUGCCCAUGAGACACCUGCAACCUUUGUGUUACUUUAUUCAAUCUUCAUAGCACUCGAUGGAGUGGACGGCUGGCUGGCCCGGAGGCUGGGGCAGUGCUCCAGGUUUGGAGCCUGGCUGGACGUAGUGGUGGAUAACCUGGGCCGAGGCCUGCUGUGGAGCCUGCUGUUUAAGUGGGCGUGGCUAGUGUCUGCUGUGGAGUGGUGUGUGUUUGUGUGUAACCACAGUGCCAGAGGGGACCAGUGGAAGAACAGUUUCAUCAGCAGCCCUCGACUCAUACAAGCCAUCAUGGCAAACGGGUUUCGGACCCCUCUUGGCACAUGGGUGGUGAGUGGGCUGCACUGCCUCCCCCUGUGGCUGUAUGGGUAUCAGACGGGUUUACUCUCCCACUGGCUGCUCCUCCCUCCCUGGAUCCAGGCUCUGGGGGCCCUGCUGCUGGCUGCAGGACGCCUGCUGGCUCUAUCAGCGGAGAUCUGGUGUAUUUGGACACACAUUGAACACCUCACGGAGGACGAGCCGGAACAGAAAAGGGAAUGAAAGCUACUCCUAUCAUCCUAUACUGUCACAUCUAAGCUGGAAUAAUGCUGAUUUGAUUCCAUUAUCUGUAUAUGAACCUGGCCUCAGGUCACAUUUAUCUCCACAGGAAAACACUUUCAGUUAUAGCUGAGAGAGAAUGUGGAAAAUGAAAGAUAUUUUUAUAUUUAUCGACGAAUGACUGUGAUUUGCUCCCAACCUCUUUGCUGCUCAUUUCUGUCUAGCUUUACUGCUCAAACACAUUUCAGUACCAAAGAAUACAAAAGAAUGCAUGAAUAAUCCAGACUCCGUAGAUCCCGUCAGAAAUAAAAAGCUAAAAAUGCUCUUCCCUUGAAUGAAAAUAAAUGAGGAAUUUAAAAAGAUGAUUUAGUAAGGCAGACUUGGAAUUUUAGAUGAACAAUGUCUCCGUUGCUUCUUUCAAAGGUAGUCAUAAACCCAGAAUCCUCUCACAAACCAUACACUGGGAUUUGUCCUACUCUUAAAGACACCCUUUCUGGAUACCUUCGUUUUUUCUAACCCAUCUCUAAACUGCCAGUUUCACCCAAUAUUUAAGAAGAUGUCUCCACUCAUUAGGUUGAAAAAACAUCUCCUUUUUUUAAAUAUAUUGUCACUUUUCCUUAUGCCUCUUCCUUUAAAUGGUAGUGUCAGGGCCUAAGAUAAUCCAAAUAUAUAAGGAAACAUGAGUAACUCUCCCAGAUCCAAAACAAAGAGUGCUAAAACUAGAAUGUGUGUUGAAGUGCUCUAUAAACAGGGAAUUAGGGAAUACAUUCUUGAUGACACUGAGAGCACCCAUGGGAACGUGUUCUGAGUAUGUGGCUACAUUCUCUGUUUCAAAACACUUCAAUAGGAUAAAGUUAAUUUACAAAGAGAAAACAAAUAUUCUGUUGGUCCCACAUUAUUCUCCUAUUCGUUGUCUAAGGGGAAGUUCCAGAUGUAAUACUUAACAUCACAUUUCUGACACUUCUAUGUUUUUUUUAAAAGAGUACUUCAUGUUCACAAUUAUUGUUUCAACGUCCAAAUGGAAAGCAGACAUUGGAAUUCUUAAUUUAAGGGGUGUAUAAAUGACAUUAUUGUUGUCACUAUUUAAUCUUGUUAUAUUUUUGGAAAGCACCUUGUUACCUUUUUUUGAAAGUUGCUAUUUAUAUAAAGACCCUGUAAAUGCUA
Trematomus bernacchii (emerald rockcod) is the source of this 2064-nucleotide messenger RNA. RefSeq lists its product as uncharacterized. Bases 292 to 903 code for a protein of 203 amino acids. The transcript is spliced from 6 exons. Gene Ontology annotation, cellular component: membrane. The record is from RefSeq and is a predicted model, not a curated record. Gene Ontology annotation, biological process: phospholipid biosynthetic process. Gene Ontology annotation, molecular function: phosphotransferase activity, for other substituted phosphate groups. Lineage: Eukaryota; Metazoa; Chordata; Actinopteri; Perciformes; Nototheniidae.